CAAACUGCUCGCAGCCAUGACGCAAGAGCUCUGGCAGCGGCUACACACUGCAGAAGGCGACCAGAAACUGGAGGUGGCGCACGACUUGCUUGCUGUAGCGCCUCAGCAUCAGAUCUGCUGGCUCUUUGAAUGGCUGGCGGGUGCAGUGUUGAACAAGAAAAAUGCUGCUGUACCCAAAGAAGGUUCACAGCUGCUUUGUGAUGUAUUAGAUGCCCUUCCUGAGAGCUAUCCACUCCAUUCUCACGUGUCGUGGCUCUUGGCCCUACCUCUGCGAGAGCCAUCUGUGGCUCCCGCGCUCCUGGAGAGAUUACUGAAACGUCCACCAUUGGCUUUUCACCCGAGUGUGGAACAGGCCAUGGCUAUUUUCCAGAAGAUGAGUUUGUCAGAGUGCGCUGUCCGGCUGCUGUUGCGGGCACUUGAGUCAGCCGCACCUAAGAAGGCCUUUCGCGCCGUGCUGGAUGCACUUCCGGUCUUCGCAGGAUCUGGGGAGGACAAGAAUGACAGUCAAAAUGAGGAGGCGCUGGUGGCGUUGGUGGCAUUGCUGGUCUUGCCCCAGCAGCUACCAGGCUUCGAGGUGUUGGCAAACAACUGGGAGGCGGCUUCGGAGCGAGCGGCUGGCGCGGAGGUUUAUCAGGCGCAACUCUUCUCCUGCUUGACAAAGAUGAUGGCAGAGGAGAAGUCAAGGAGAGGCUGCUGUCGCCUCCUGGUGACUUUUUUUGCUGCCCUGGUGAAAGCCUUUGGACGGCACCGCGCGAAGGAGCAAGUGCGGCAAGAGCAGCGCGAAAAGCAUCUGGAAGAGAAGAAAUCGCCCACCGCAGUGGAGUUUUUGGUCUUUGUUCAGCUGUGGAACCUCCUGAAGCCUUGGAUCAAAGCUGAUAGCGACGCUGCCGUGGAGAGCCUGCAGCGGCUGUGGCAGAUGGUGCGAAGUCACAGCCUUUAUCGUCCGCGCGAGGAUCAGAAAGGCCUGCAGAGUAAGACGCUGGGCGCCUGCUGUGGCGUUCUGUUGAAGCGACUGGAGACUUCUGAGCAAAGUACGGCGGAGUGGGCUUGCUUGGAGGAGAUGCUGCAGCUAGACGUGGCGCCCUUCGAGUCCAGGCUCCAGCGUUUCUGGUCGCUGCUGCUAGGGCCCCACGGUGCCAGUACUGGAGCUGCGCGGCUGGGGGCCAAGUUGUUGUGGACCUACGCGCAGCUGGCAGAUCUCUCCUCAUGCCUGGAGGCUUUGAAUGAUGCGACCAGUUCGCAACAAGGAGGAGCCGGAAGCCCUUUGCUUGCAGCGCCCGAGUUCGUGCAAGGUCUUGAAGAUGCCGCGAGACAGCUGACAGCCUUGGGGCAGAUCACAGGCACCUGGAAAAUGCUGUUGAAGUCCUUGAAGCUGCAGCUUGAGGGCCCUCAGGGCCCUCCGGGCCCUCCGAGCUCGGCGGCGUUGCUGCAACCUGUCCUGGCGGGCUUGGCGCCCAACGAACUGUGCUUGCAGCCCAUGCGGGACCUGUUCCAUGAGACCUAUGACCUACUGAUGGGUAUUCAACCUUGGCCUGCGAGCAUGGAUGGUUUGCUACUUGCAUUGUGUACCUUGGGUCGCAAGUUGACAUCCUGGGAGCUGCCCAGCCUGCUGUCGGCAGCCUCGAGCACCUGCGAAAGGAGUCGCGAGGGCUUGGAGAGGUUGGUGCGCAGCUCCCACCCCGAGGCUGCGAUGCAUUGCCUUCGGGCACAGCGGGAUGCCUUGGAAAAGGUGGAAGCACAGGAGGUAGUAACCGCUGCCAUCCAGCAGGUCGAACGCGACUUCUCGGGGUCUGGGAGCAGCAUAGGCUCCAUGGGCUCUUCGUCGCGGCGCGUGGCGAUGCUCACAGCACUGGCAGGCGCCGCACCCGGGCGCAAGCGGAAGGGCUCGGUGUCCGAGCUGGAGCGGCUUUGCGCCUUGCUGCUGCCUGAGGAUGGUGGUCAGGAUCUGGCUCUGCUUUUCUCCGAGACCGAGACCUUGCUGGAAUCCAAAGAGCUUUGUGCAGCGCUGAUGCGGCGACUGAAAGCGCAGCUGGAGGAGCUGACUUCAGAACCCAAGGUGAAGCGUCGUCGAAAGAGUGCGGCCGAGCGGGGGCCGUUGUUGGCACGACUUCGGGUGCUGCAACGCGUGGUGGUGAGCAGGGUGCCAGUGGACAGGGGCCAGUUGCUGCUGCUGCUGCGGCGUGCCGCGAACACCACGGAGGCUGCAGUGGCGGAAGCUGCCUUGAUGUGUUUGGCUGAGCUAUUGAGGAGCCAUGCAGGUGCCUUGGAGGACUCCUUCCUCCAAGACUUGGAGGACGACCUUCGAGGCCGAGCGGCUCUGCCUGUCAGUGAGGACAUGGCCAGGGCCUUGGGGUUGUGUAGCAAGGCCUUGCGAAGGAGUGCACAGGGCAAGGUGAAGAAGCAAUCCCUGGCCCAGUUCAUUGCCGCACUGCUGGGGCAGGAGCUGGGUGCAGCUGCGCCAGCUGCGUGGAGGACACCAACACCCUUGGCCUUGCUGCGAGGUGCUCCGGCUCCCCCGGAGCUGCCACGAGUGCUGGCCUUUUUGGAGGCUGGCGGCCUCACAAAGUUGGAGGGCGUGCUGGCACUUCAGAUGAGCGACGACUUCCGGGAGGACGGAGCUCCUGAUCUGCAUGUGGCCACCGUGGCAGCUGCGCAGUUGUUGCAACUCUUGGGGAAGGAGGUUCAGCUCCAAAUGAGCGAAGAACUGUCGUGGAUCUCCUAUCUGCCUGAUGUGCUCCGGUGGAUGAAGGAGAACCCAGGCCCGCACCUGCAGCCAUUGAUCACCGUGCUGGGUAAGCAGUUGGAAGGCCUUUGCAAGGGAGAGGGGCGGCCGGUGCCAGACAAGGAGCUCAUGGACUUGCUAAUGGCCUGGGCUGAGCAAAAUCAGGAGGAAAAUGAAGCGCAUGACAGUUUUGCCUGUCUGGAGUUGUGGGCCAAACGUUCUGACUGCUCAGCUGAGUUCUUGGAAAGGCUUUCCUUGCGAAUCUGCAGCCUGCCCAGUGAAGAGGCUUCCCUACGACCUUUGGGCAGUGCACUGGCCCGCUUGGUGCGUGGCAUGAGGUCCAGCUCCUCUGCGGCACUGGUGGCAGCUCAGCGCUUGCUGGGUGCAGCCGAGGACGCAACAAGGCCUUCUCUGCUGCUCUGCGCUGCUGAUCUUCUCCUGGCCCUCUUUGCGCACGCGUCGGGCAGCACGCGGUCUUCGGGCCGCGGUCUUCGGCGUGAUCGACGGCAUCCGCAGCUCUCACAGCUGGAGUCCUUGCUUUUGAGCUGCGCCUGUGAAAGUGCCCGAAAAGCACCAGGCG
This is a messenger RNA of Cladocopium goreaui, 3302 nucleotides long. The record is from the annotation of a GenBank genome assembly. Lineage: Eukaryota; Dinophyceae; Suessiales; Symbiodiniaceae.